UCCACCACCCCUCCGCUCUCCCUCCUUUCCCCCCCCCUCCCCGGAUCCUAUAGCUCUAGUGGCCUCUGCUGGCCAGAGAGCUUCUCUUCCGCCAUCAUGAGUCUCGCACGUCCUGCCCGAUGCCUCUUCUGCACCUUCUCGCGGGCGACCUCCGCCGGCCCUCGCGUGCCUAGUCGCCAGUUCCACCUCUCGUCGAUACAGCUCUCCGACCGGAAACCCAAAGUCCCCGAGAUUAAUGCCCCCGAAGGAAAGACGCUGGAAGAGGUGUACCGGGACCUCAAGCUCGACGACUUCAAACCAUACACCGAGGAGGAGAAAGCCGCCCUCAAGGAAGAAUACACCCCCGAACAGAUUGCCGCCAUCGAGGCCGGUGAGGCCGCCAUUGACCCCAAGGACCUGCAUGAACAGUUCCGCCUCCGUCGGGAUCCGAUGAGACUGAGGUACUUGGAUGAUCUGUCGUCCAUUGAACCCGGCGUGGACAAGCAUGUUCGUGCCCCCAAGACCAACUCCGACUACAACGCGACUUUCAAAUCCGACGAUGAUUUAAUGGAAGACAUUGUCGAAUACUUCGUCAAUGCCCCCGAGGAGCCAGAACCGGCGGAUCUCGUGCGGUUCUUGGAGACCAACCGGGUCACUCACGGCAAAGAGGAGAAUGAGCUCAACGGACACAGCGCGAUCGCGCCUAAUCUCUUGAACGAGGGCGAGACCUUGGAACACAUGGGUAGCGAUAUCAAGGAACGACCCCGGUACCGGACCCCUGCGGGAGAGCUCACGUAUCUGAAUCCCAAUGAACCCACGGAGCAGGAGAAAAAGCUUUUCCAGGUCACGGGCUACUCUCGUGAUUACAUCAAGUCUCUGUACGUCAAGGACCUCGUGGUGCGCCGGGUCAGCAACCAGACCCGACUGGGUAAGAUCCCUAGCAUGUCCGUCCUGGCGGUCGCCGGCAACCAGAGGGGCCUGAUGGGAAUUGGAAUUGGCAAGUCCGAUGAAAUUAUCGAUGCCUGCCAACAGGCCCGCGCCCGCGCCAUUAAGAACAUGCGCCCCGUGCCGCGCUACGAGGCCCGGACCAUUUUCGGCGACGUCAAGGGCAAGGUCGGAGCGGUGGAACUGGAAUUGAUGCACCGUCCGCCAGGAUUCGGUCUCCGCUGUCAGCACCUGAUUUUCGAAAUGUGCCGUGCGGCCGGUAUUCAGGACCUGGCUGCCCGGGUCAACCGGUCCAGAAACCCGAUGAACACCGUCAAAGCCGCCUACGAGGCGCUCAUGAGCCAGCGGGACCCCGAGGAAAUUGCUCGUGCCCGGGGCAAGAAGAUGGUUGAUGUGCGAGGCGUGUACUAUGCGGGAGUGAAGAUUGUACCUCCUCUCCCUAAGCCAGGAGUUGCGCAGGGGAAGCCGUAAGCGCGAAGGCCGAAUAGACGGAAUUCUACCAGUGCGGCUGUCGCUUCACCACCUGAUACUAGACAUGUUUGCGUCAUGGCGGUGUAUAUAAUGUUUUUCCUAUUUCCUAUUAUUCUAUCCUGUAUUCAGUCAUGUAUUUUACUACUUCAGCUACACCCACCACUACCACUACCACCACCACAAUCAAACAACCAUAAGAAC
Messenger RNA from Aspergillus ibericus CBS 121593, 1596 nucleotides. Its product is annotated as mitochondrial 37S ribosomal protein uS5m. Bases 97 to 1395 code for a protein of 432 amino acids. The record is from RefSeq and is a predicted model, not a curated record. The transcript has 2 exons. NCBI's taxonomy places the organism in Eukaryota, Fungi, Ascomycota, Eurotiomycetes, Eurotiales, Aspergillaceae. Gene Ontology annotation, molecular function: structural constituent of ribosome; RNA binding. Gene Ontology annotation, cellular component: ribosome. Gene Ontology annotation, biological process: translation.